CCAAAAGGUCAACGUGGUAGAGACGGAUUACCCGGUUACACUGGUACUCGUGGUCCACCUGGUCCUCCUGGACCUCAGGGUACAGAUGGCUUACCAGGGUCGCCUGGUUAUUCUGAAAAAGGCCAACGUGGCGACGACGGAAUCCCUGGCCAACGCGGUGAACAAGGUUAUCCUGGACUGACUGGUCCUCAAGGCCAAAAAGGUGAACAGGGGGAACAAGGCGAGAAUAUCGUCGGCCCACCUGGUCCAGACGGGUACCAGGGAAGAGACGGAAUACCUGGCUUACCAGGUGAAAGAGGCGACCACGGAGAACCAGGACCAAAAGGAAUGCCUGGAUAUGGAAUUGACAAGACUGGACCGGCAGGACAGCGAGGAUAUCCUGGACCUCCUGGAGAUCCUGGACGUACUGGCAUACCAGGCAGACCAGGAAUGAAGGGCGAUCGAGGACCUCGUGGAGAUGAUUGUGGCCGUUGCCCACCAGGUGCACCUGGUCCUAAGGGCGAACCAGGAGAUGCGGCUGAAAUGGGAUAUCAGGGAAACCCAGGUUUAGAAGGCUUCCCAGGAUCUCCAGGACCUAAAGGCUUUCCAGGUAAACCAGGUAUGCCUGGUCGAGAUGGACUUCCGGGAGCUGUUGGCUCAGCAGGUAUAGCAGGAUCCGAUGGUCCAAAAGGCGAACCUGGUGAAUAUCUCUUUGCGUAUCCAAUGCCUGGUCAACCUGGAUUGAAGGGUCAGCGUGGUGACUCUGGACUACCUGGCUUAGCUGGGCCUAAUGGAGAACCAGGUUAUCCAGGCCCACAAGGGCAGCAAGGAGUAGCUGGCGAAAAGGGCGAGAUGGGUCUUCGAGGCAGCAGAGCGAAGCAUGGUAGACCUGGAAAAAUGGGUCCGCCUGGUGCAAGAGGACCGCCGGGCGAUUCGUUCCCCGGUAUCAAUGGACAACCUGGAUCGAAAGAACAAGGACAGAAAGGUUACGCCGGUUUAAAGGGCAACGCUGGCGCGCCAGGAUUACCAGGUCUGCCUGGUGAGAAAGGUCGUGACGGCAUGCAGGGUAGACCUGGCUUUAAGGGUGCGAAAGGUGAAGCCGUGGUCGGCGCCAUUGGAUCGGCAGGCAUGCUCGGUCCAAAA
Molecule: messenger RNA, 1122 nt
Organism: Soboliphyme baturini
Lineage: Eukaryota; Metazoa; Nematoda; Enoplea; Dioctophymatida; Soboliphymatidae
Source: the annotation of a GenBank genome assembly